AUGCCAGCCAAGCCACCAGAAUACACCAAACUGAUGCUCGAUGUGGCAAGACAGAUCGAAUCUACUCCUGAUGGACUCAUGGACUUCAGAAACACUUGUCACGAACAGGGACACGUCGGUGCUUUCGAUCUAGAAAAGAAAAGAGCAUCUGACAUCAUCCAAAAUCUUCAGAAAAAGAUGAUUGUACAUCCGGGUCAGUAUGAGAAGUUUGUGGAGUUCCUAGAAAUCAUCGGAAGAGGAGAUGUCAUCAAGAUGCUUCCGGGUUACCAAGACUAUGAUUCUAAGGAUGGAGGGAAUAUUAACCAACCUCAUUACAACACCAUACUGGAGAAGGAUGAAACCAAAAGUGGCACUUCACAUUCUGCAGUUGAUGGUAAGGUCACAGACAUAGAAAUCUCGAAUCUCUCGGACAGCAUCCCACCAGACUGCGUGCUUCGUCUCGGCAUCUUCCUCGGCAUACCCUAUCCGGAGAUUGAGACACAACGCCGACAAGGAGGAACUAGUAACAUGCUGUUUCACUGGCGAAAAAAUGUGCCUGAGCGAGACCAAAUGCAACAACUUCAACAAGCACUGGAAGAGGCUAGCCUGGGUCAUCUGGUGACUGAUUGUUUUGGAGAUGGAAAGAAUUCUUCACGCAAAGACACGGGACCUCUGAGCCGAUCUUCAAUUACAUCUGACAAGGUUUUAAGCAAGCUAUGUGGGAAGAUUGGCGAAGGAUGGUUACAGUUCGGCAUCCAACAUCUAGGCAUGUCAAUGGUCGACAUUGAUCAUUUUAGGCACAACAGAUCAACCAUGGAGGAUACGAUAUUUGGCAUGUUGUAUGAGUGGCGUCAACGUCACCAUGACGAUGCAACGAUUGGUACACUACUCGAUCUAAUGGAGGAGAGUCCGAAUAUCUCACUGGACUCCUAUAACUUUAUUCUAGAAGAAAUACAAAGCAGUGAUCUGCAUCAGUGAGCAUUGCGAAAGAUGGCGACCUUAGUGACCAUGUCAUGACAAGAACGUCAUCCAAGUGCUAAAAAACACAGGACUAUUUUUUUUAUUCGUCUAGUGAAACCA
Strongylocentrotus purpuratus (purple sea urchin) is the source of this 1059-nucleotide messenger RNA. RefSeq lists its product as uncharacterized. Gene Ontology annotation, molecular function: protein binding. Gene Ontology annotation, biological process: regulation of apoptotic process; signal transduction. Lineage: Eukaryota; Metazoa; Echinodermata; Echinoidea; Camarodonta; Strongylocentrotidae. The transcript is spliced from 5 exons. The record is from RefSeq and is a predicted model, not a curated record. The coding region runs from base 1 to 957 and encodes 318 amino acids.